GAAGUAGAUGGUGAGACGAACCUGAAGGUAAAGCAGUGCCUGGACGUGACGAACUCUAUGGGAGAGGACGAGUCUUCAUUGUCCCAGUUCUCCGGACAUAUAAUCUGCGAAGCGCCUAACAACAAUUUAGCGAAGUUUGAGGGAACCCUGACCUGGAACCACAUGAAAUACUCCCUGGACAAUGAGAAGAUCCUGCUGAGAGGCGCCGUGUUGAGGAACACUCCCUGGUGCUACGGUCUCGUUCUCUUUGCUGGGAAGGAUACCAAGCUCAUGCAAAACUCCGGGAAAACAAAGUUUAAAAGAACGUCAAUAGAUCGUCUUUUAAACUUUAUCAUUCUGGGCAUAGUUCUGUUUCUGUUGUGCAUGUGCCUAUUCUGCACAAUAUCAUGUGGGUUCUGGGAAACAUGGAUUGGAUUAUAUUUCCAGAAAUAUUUGCCAUGGGAUAAUGUGGUCCCGAAAGAUCCUACCCUGGGAGCAGCGGUGAUAUCUCUUCUUGUAUUCUUCUCCUACGCUAUAGUUCUAAACACUGUUGUACCUAUCUCCCUCUACGUCAGUGUCGAGGUGAUCCGAUUAUUUCUCUCUAAAUUAAUUGAUUGGGACAAAGAAAUGUAUUAUGAAAAGACGCGUACACAUGCCAAAUCUCGGACCACCACCUUAAACGAGGAGUUGGGUCAAAUACAGUACAUAUUCAGUGACAAGACGGGUACGUUGACACAGAACAUCAUGACCUUCAACAAGUGUUCCAUCAAUAGUAAAGUAUACGGAGACAUCCUUGAUGAGAAGACGGGAGAACCUGUUGAUGUUGAUGAGUACUCAUUCCAUGGACUAGUUCAAUUAAUGCACACCAAGAGGGUGGAUUUCUCUCAGAACAGUUUUUAUGAACCCAGUUUUCAGUUUUAUGACUCCAGCUUGCUUGAGGAGAUAAAGGGUGGAAAUCAAGAGUGCCAACUUUUCUUCCGAGUUUUAGCACUUUGUCACACAGUGAUGCCUGAUUAUAGUUCAGAAGGACGACUGGAGUAUCAAGCUCAAAGUCCGGACGAGAACGCUCUAGUGUCCGCAGCAAGAAAUUUCGGGUUCGUCUUUACUGAGAGAACAUCACGCACAAUCACCAUAAAGGCGUUGGGUGAGACUGAAGUACACGAGCUCCUGUGUAUCCUGGAUUUUAACAAUGUACGGAAAAGAAUGUCUGUUAUUCUUCGUCACGAGGGGAAAAUACGACUGUACUGCAAGGGUGCGGAUAAUGUUAUCUUUGAGAGAUUGAAACCUGGACAAGAGGGAAUCAUGGAGGAAACUCAGGAUCAUUUAAACAAAUUCGCCAGUGAAGGAUUACGAACUCUAGUACUGGGUGUAAAGGAUCUAACCCAGGAACUAUUUGAUGAAUGGAAGACAGAACAUCACAAGGCUGCCGUAUCUCUGGAGAACCGUGAUGAGAAGCUGGAUGAAGUUUAUGAUAUGAUUGAGAAAGAUUUACAUCUUGUAGGUGCCACAGCAAUAGAGGAUAAACUGCAGGACGGAGUAUCCCAGACUAUUGCAAACCUGGAGAUGGCUGGGAUUAAGAUCUGGGUUCUAACAGGGGACAAACAGGAGACAGCUAUCAAUAUAGGAUACAGUUGUAACCUAUUGAGCUCUGAAAUGGAAGAAGAACCAUAUAUAGUAGAUGGAACUACUCAUCAGGCUGUUGAGGAGCAGCUGUUAAUUCACAGACGGAGUAUAGAACAGCAUUUAACUAAAUUCAAAUCUGUUAAAAACAGAGAUGAUAUAAGUAUGAGAACAUUCAGUGAUGGGAGUAUUGCAGAGAGUUUAGGAGAGCGUGGUCCAGAUUUAGCUCUAGUAGUUAAUGGUCAUAGUCUAGUCUAUGCUCUUCAACCUGAUCUAGAACUCUUAUUUCUUGGAGUGGCUGAGCACUGUACAGCUGUAAUCUGUUGCCGCGUAACUCCUUUGCAGAAAGCUCUAGUGGUUGAACUAGUCAAGAAACACAAGGAUGCGGUUACACUGGCAAUAGGAGAUGGAGCUAAUGAUGUCUCGAUGAUUAAAGCGGCGGAUAUCGGCGUUGGAAUCUCUGGACAGGAAGGAAUGCAGGCCGUUCUAGCCAGCGAUUAUUCUAUAGCACAGUUUAGGUACCUGGAAAGACUACUGUUGGUUCACGGCAGAUGGUCAUAUUAUAGGAUGUGUAAAUUUUUAAGAUAUUUUUUCUACAAGAAUUUUGCGUUUACGUUGUGCCAUUUCUGGUAUGCGUUCUUCUGUGGGUUUUCAGCACAGAAUGUGUACGACGAGUUCUUCCUCUCGACCUAUAACAUGCUGUACACGGCUGCGCCGGUCGUAAUGCUCGGCGCACUUGAACAGGAUCUCACCCCAACCACUGCACUCAGAUACCCUGGUCUAUACCAGCCGGGUUUACAACACCUCUGGUUUUCUAGAAAAGUCUUCGCGACUUACGCCAUUCAUGGUCUCAUUACUAGUCUUGCUCUCAUCGGGGUAACCAUGGGAGCAUACCACGAUAAGACGGACGAGCUUGGGAAGGUUUUAUCUGAUCAUUAUCUUUUUGGAUCCGUGGUUGCAUCCGUUCUUGUUAUUGUGGUUACAGCUCAGGUAGCCCUGGAUACUCAGUACUGGACUAUCUGGAACCAUCUCACAAUCUGGGGUUCUCUAGCAUUCUACUUUGCUCUUACACUUUGUUACAACUGGUUCUUUAAAGGGAUAUAUGUUGGUUCCCUUCUUACUGCAAUGUCAGAUCAUACUUUUUGGUUUGUCGUAUUAUUGACGACAGUUAUUCUAAUCCUACCUGUAGUAGCCUGGAGAUUCUUCAAUGUAGACGUGAGACCUACACUGGCCGACAAGGCUAGGCUAGUCCAGAGGUCAAAUAGACUAAAGAAGAAAGGAGAGUCUGGGAUACCCAGACCGUUCUCAGGACGAAGAAGUCGGAGAUCUGUACGCUCUGGAUACGCAUUCUCACAUUCUGAAGGAUUUGGUCGACUUAUUACAAGUGGGCGUAUUAUUAAUAAUGGAUCUGCGACUCAUGUUCUUGGAAAUGGGCAAACAAGGGGUAAAAACGGAUAUGGUGGAAGAAAGCAGGGAACCUCCUACGGGGAACCAGGAGGAAAAACAACACUCCAGGAUAAAUCAUCUCUUGGAGUCAAUCAUAAAUCUUCCCCGGAUGCGAUCAACUACCACCAUCAAGAUGUUCCCGGGGUUCCAAUGAUAGAAUAAAUAAAAUUCUUUUAUAAAAUUUUAACUGUUAAAGGUCCUUGUUUAUUUUUUCACCAUAACAAUGCGAUAUUAGAACCAGGAAAGUGCCAAAGAAAAUUUCUAAACUAUGCAUUUUGAAAUUUAAUCUAUUUAUAUCUUUUUUGAUUCCAAAUCUGCGAAUGCGUCUUGUUACAACUCUACUGAUAUUCCUGAAUGCACAAUUUAACACAGUUAUUAAUUACUUAACUAUUGAGAAUGCCCUCCGCAAUUUUUAAACAAUUUUACAGGGA
This is a messenger RNA of Eurytemora carolleeae, 3476 nucleotides long. RefSeq names its product phospholipid-transporting ATPase ID. Gene Ontology annotation, biological process: Golgi organization; phospholipid translocation. Gene Ontology annotation, molecular function: magnesium ion binding; ATP hydrolysis activity; ATPase-coupled intramembrane lipid carrier activity. The record is from RefSeq and is a predicted model, not a curated record. Bases 58 to 3207 code for a protein of 1049 amino acids. Gene Ontology annotation, cellular component: plasma membrane. NCBI's taxonomy places the organism in Eukaryota, Metazoa, Arthropoda, Copepoda, Calanoida, Temoridae. The transcript has 32 exons.